This is a messenger RNA of Stegostoma tigrinum, 921 nucleotides long. RefSeq names its product growth hormone 1 (gene gh1). NCBI's taxonomy places the organism in Eukaryota, Metazoa, Chordata, Chondrichthyes, Orectolobiformes, Stegostomatidae. Bases 63 to 695 code for a protein of 210 amino acids. Gene Ontology annotation, biological process: positive regulation of growth; response to nutrient levels; positive regulation of receptor signaling pathway via JAK-STAT. The record is from RefSeq and is a predicted model, not a curated record. Gene Ontology annotation, molecular function: hormone activity; growth hormone receptor binding. Gene Ontology annotation, cellular component: extracellular region. The transcript is spliced from 5 exons.
UCUAAACCAAGCUUGCCUAUAGUUGCUUGCAUCUUUUUCGUUAGUUACAGGAAAUUGAUAGGAUGGCUUCAGGUUUGUCACUGUGUUCCGUUGCCUUGGCUCUGAUGUGGGUUUCCAUGUUGUACCCCAGAGAUCUGGAAGCAUACCCUUUGCUGCCUCUGUCUGAACUUUUCGCCAAGGCUGUGCACAGGGCACAGCACCUGCACCUCGUCGCUGCAGAAACCUGCAAGGAUUUUGAACGAAAAUAUAUCCCAGAAGAGCAGCGCCAUUCUCACAAGAGUUCACCCUCUGCUUUCUGCCAGUCUGAAACCAUCCCAGCACCUACCGGCAAGGAGGAUGCCCAGCAACGAUCGGAUAAGGAGCUGUUGUUGUAUUCGCUGCUUCUCAUUCGGUCCUGGUUCGAUUCCGUUCAGAAUAGUAGGGCUUUCAGAACCUCAGACAGGGUCUAUGACAAAUUGCAGGACCUGGAAGAAGGUAUCUAUGCUCUGUUGAAGACUCUAGAAGAUGGAGGCUCUUCACAAGGUUUUGACUGGCUGACAUUUUUCUAUGACAGGUUCGAUGGAAACUUAAGUGAGGAAGCUUUGAUGAAAAACUAUGGUCUCCUGGCUUGUUUUAAGAAGGAUAUGCACAAAGUUGAAACCUACCUGAAAGUUAUGAAUUGCAAACGUUUUGCAGAGAGUAACUGUACUGUGUAGUGUAAGGUUAUAGACAAAAUGAGUGAGGAAAACUCGAUAAAGACACUCAAAAUGUUACACAGAAUUUGUCUUAAAGUUGAUUAUCUUCAAAGAAGUUAUGUCUAUAUAGUAUAUAUGUUACAUUAAUAGGGGAUCUCUGAUAUGUAGUUGUAGAAAUGUAGAAAUAUUUUCUGCAAUUAUAAUUGAUAUCCAAAAUUCAUUGGUAAAUCUCAGAAAAUAUUUAUAA